Messenger RNA from Canis lupus familiaris (dog), 5059 nucleotides. It is a transcript of the gene ARHGEF7, whose product is annotated as Rho guanine nucleotide exchange factor 7. Gene Ontology annotation, molecular function: guanyl-nucleotide exchange factor activity; protein binding. Gene Ontology annotation, biological process: intracellular signal transduction. NCBI's taxonomy places the organism in Eukaryota, Metazoa, Chordata, Mammalia, Carnivora, Canidae. The record is from RefSeq and is a predicted model, not a curated record.
AUGAAUUCCGCCGAGCAGACCGUUACGUGGCUCAACCUGGGGGUGCUCGAGUCGCCCAAGAAGACCGUCUCGGACCCGGAGGGCUUCCUGCAGGCGUCUCUCAAGGACGGGGUGGUGCUCUGCAGGCUGCUGGAGCGCCUGCUGCCCGGGACCAUCGAGAAAGUUUACCCGGAGCCCCGGAGCGAGAGUGAGUGCCUGAGCAACAUUCGCGAGUUCCUGCGAGGCUGCGGGGCCUCCCUGCGCCUGGAGACAUUUGAUGCAAAUGAUUUGUAUCAGGGGCAGAAUUUUAACAAGGUCCUCAGUUCCUUAGUGACUCUAAACAAAGUAACAGCAGACAUCGGCCUGGGAAGUGACUCUGUGUGUGCUCGGCCCUCGUCUCAUCGGAUAAAGUCUUUUGACUCCCUGGGAGCUCAGCCUUCGCACAGUCGGACUUCAAAGUUGUUCCAGGGCCAGUAUCGAAGUUUGGACAUGACUGACAAUAGCAACAGCCAACUGGUAGUGAGAGCAAAGUUUAACUUCCAGCAGACCAAUGAAGACGAGCUCUCCUUUACGAAAGGGGAUGUCAUUCACGUGACACGGGUGGAAGAAGGCGGCUGGUGGGAGGGCACGCACAAUGGCAAGACUGGCUGGUUUCCCAGCAACUACGUGCGGGAGAUGAAGCCCAGUGAAAAGCCUGUCUCUCCCAAGUCAGGAGCACUGAAGAGCCCUCCCAAAGGAUUCGACACUACUGCCAUUAACAAAAGCUAUUACAAUGUGGUGCUACAGAAUAUUUUGGAAACAGAAAAUGAAUAUUCUAAAGAACUUCAGACUGUGCUUUCAACCUAUCUACGGCCUUUGCAGACCAGUGAGAAGUUAAGUUCAGCAAACACUUCAUAUUUAAUGGGAAAUCUAGAAGAAAUAUGUUCUUUCCAGCAAAUGCUUGUACAGUCUUUAGAAGAAUGCACCAAGUUGCCAGAAGCUCAGCAGAGAGUUGGAGGAUGCUUUUUAAAUCUGAUGCCACAAAUGAAAACCUUAUACCUUGCAUAUUGUGCCAACCACCCAUCUGCAGUGAAUGUUCUCACAGAGCACAGCGAGCAGCUGGGAGAGUUCAUGGAGGCCAGAGGUGCCAGCAGCCCAGGGAUCCUGGUGCUGACCACCGGCCUCAGCAGACCGUUCAUGCGCCUGGACAAGUACCCCACGCUGCUCAAGGAGCUGGAGAGACACAUGGAGGAUUAUCAUCCAGAUAGACAAGAUAUUCAGAAAUCCAUGACUGCCUUCAAAAAUCUCUCAGCCCAGUGUCAAGAAGUACGGAAAAGGAAGGAACUGGAAUUGCAGAUACUGACGGAAGCCAUCCGGAGCUGGGAGGGAGAUGACAUUACGACCCUGGGCAGCGUUGUUUACAUGUCCCAGGUCAUGGUUCAGUGCGCUGGAAGUGAGGAAAAGAACGAGAGAUAUCUUCUGCUCUUCCCAAAUAUUUUGCUAAUGUUGUCUGCCAGUCCUAGGAUGAGUGGUUUUAUCUAUCAGGGAAAGCUACCAACGACAGGAAUGACAAUCACAAAGCUUGAGGACAGUGAAAAUCAUAGAAAUGCAUUUGAAAUAUCAGGAAGCAUGAUUGAGCGGAUCUUAGUGUCCUGCAACAACCAGCAGGACCUCCACGAGUGGGUGGACCAUCUACAGAAGCAGACCAAGGUCACCUCUGUCGGCAACCCCACCAUCAAGCCGCAUUCUGUGCCGUCUCACACUCUCCCUUCCCAUCCGAUCGCCCCAUCCAGCAAGCAUGCAGACAGCAAGCCAGUGCCCCUGACACCUGCCUACCACACGCUGCCCCACCCCUCCCAUCACGGCACUCCCCACACCACCAUCAACUGGGGGCCCCUGGAGCCUCCAAAGACCCCCAAGCCAUGGAGCCUGAGCUGCCUGCGACCUGCACCACCCCUGCGGCCCUCGGCAGCUCUCUGCUACAAGGAGGAUCUUAGUAAGAGUCCCAAGACCAUGAAAAAGUUGCUACCUAAGCGCAAGCCUGAGCGGAAGCCUUCAGAUGAAGAGUUUGCACUGCGGAAAAGCACAGCUGCUUUGGAAGAAGACGCACAGAUUCUGAAAGUCAUUGAAGCUUACUGUACAAGCGCCAAAACGCGGCAAACCCUCAACUCAACAUGGCAAGGCACUGACCUGAUGCAUAAUCACGUCUUGGCCGACGACGACCAAUCAAGUCUAGACUCCUUGGGUCGUCGCAGUAGCCUGUCCCGUCUGGAGCCUUCAGACCUCUCGGAAGACUCUGACUAUGACAGUAUAUGGACAGCCCAUAGUUACAGAAUGGGUUCUACAUCUCGUUCGCGCAAAGAGUCCGCUCCACAAGUUUUGCUUCCAGAAGAGGAGAAAAUGAUAGUUGAGGAAACGAAGAGUAACGGUCAGACGGUGAUUGAGGAGAAGAGUCUUGUCGACACGGUCUAUGCAUUAAAGGAUGAAGUCCAGGAGUUGAGACAGGAUAACAAAAAGAUGAAGAAAUCUCUGGAGGAGGAGCAGAGAGCCCGCAAAGACCUAGAGAAGCUGGUGAGGAAAGUUCUCAAGAACAUGAACGACCCUGCCUGGGAUGAGACCAACCUCUGAGGAAUGUCGUUGCUUCUUGCUCUGAGACCAGCUAAGAGACCAAGCCGGGAGCCCCAUGACCCUAGCCAGGGUGACCUUAAGGACCAUGGGGCAAGGCUGGACAAAAGUCAUCUUGCUUUCCCGGCAUGGAAAAGCUGGAGUUUAUCACACAAAUAGAAACAGUCACACUGUUCCUGAAGAAUACAAACAUGAGGUGUGGACCCUGGGGGCUGGACUGCAUUAUUUUUACGCUGUUAACAUCUCUAUUACCUCAUUUUGCAAUAAGUGCAGUGACUACCAAACCUGGUGUUUCUGGCUUUUAUUGAGAUAUAUAUAAAUAAUUAUAUAUACAUGUUUCUUGUAAAUACCCUGUUUUGAAUGCACAUCCAUGAUUGUUGUAUCUGGGCUGACCCUCUAUGCUAGAAUUCCCUUCCCACUAACCUUCCUGGUCCCACAAAUAGCAAGUUUGGCUCCUUUGCUUUUGGGAAGCAGAGGCGUGAAGGUCCCCGGAUGCUUUUCUAGACACCUGCUUUGUAAUCUGCCACUGUAGCCCCCGUGUGCUCUAGACUGACCUCCUUUUUGGUAUGACCAUGUAAUCUGACUUACACCUGCAAAGAUACUUUAAUACCUUCCAAAGCCUUCUGUUGAAGCAGUGUUGCUGUCACCGACGUGCAGUGGACCCAAGCGCGGUAGGGACCCUGACUUGGUGAGGGGGACUUGAGUGUCAGCCAGCAGUCCCAGGAAGUCCCCUGCACAGCAUCGUGUCAACUGCUGGUGUCCGCGCUUGUCCGCUUCAGGAGAACAGCGGCUCAGUGGUGUGCAUUCACUGCCCUGGGGGAGAACAGACCUACACGUGUAGGCGGGUUUAAUAAGGUGGCAAAAUGUACUGUUUGCCUCCCCCACUCCCCACUUCCCCCAAGAGAAAGCUCUAUGAGACCCUGUAAAUAACUGUAGUAUUUAUUACCUAUCACUGAGGCCAAUGGAGGCCCACCAGGGGUGCUGUGAGCUGACUCAGCAAGGGCCCAGUGCAAGUCUGUCAGGCCGCUGUAAACUCUGAGCUGUUUACCAUCAGUGUGCAGCAAGCCUUCAGUGCUCACCGGGAAAAAGAACGCUUUCCCUCUUGCAGUGAGAAUAAAGCAAUAUAAUUCUGCCUCAAGUAAUCAGUUUAAAUGUGGGUAUAUCCCCCCUGCCCCCCCCAAGUACCUAAUGGCAGCAGGGGCAGGGAGGAAGCCUGCCUGAGCCCAGCUCUGCUGACCAUUCUGGGCUGGGAAUCUGGGGACAUCAGGGCCCCUGGGCAGGAACCGCAGCCUUGGAGCCAGCUCAUCCCUCCUUGUAGGCAGGAUACCGUGCCCCGGAGCCGCGCUUUCCGCUCCUCUCUUCUGAAGAGGUCAGCUUUGCAUUGAGAGACUUUUCCAUAGAACAAGUGUUCUGUCUUUAAGACCAAAUGGCAGCACUGUGCUUUGCAAACUUUUCAGAAAUGCCUGUGUGGUACCAGGUGUGACUCGGGCCUUGCAAUCUACAGGUCAAGUGACCCUUUACCUGCAUGGGGAUCAUUUGAUGCCUUUGAGCUGGCGACUUUCGGACUCUUUCUGCUUGCUGGAUUCUCACCCAGGUCUAAUGCUGUCGGGCAGUGGCUUGAGCUGGGCCCUCCUGGCUAUGCCCCCAGCAGGGGUAUGUGUGGCUCAGCCCUGGCCUGCCCUCCUGCAGCCUUUCCAGUAGAAUUCUCUGCUUCCUGCACUUGAUGUUCUGCUUACUAGUGCUAGGACUAGGCAAGAGAGAGCCUCUUUAGAGGAAGCCCUAUUUUACUGUGAGUUUGGUGAUGCACAAGCCCUUUGCUGUAGGAAACUCUUCGGAGUGUGCCAAAGUUUGCAGUCUUGGACUCAGGGACAGCCUUCACUCCCCAAUUUCUCCCCGUCUAAUGGGCUGUGUUGCCGGCCACAUCCCAGGACGGGUCUCCUACAACCUGCCUUAAGCUGACUGAAGCAUUGAGUAAGAAGGUGUUUCCCGCCUGCACCUGCUCUGACAGGGCCAUGGGGGUGCUCGUGGGAUGCGUUCCCUUGUCUUCCCGCACAUCUGGUACCUUAGGAAGCUCUUUAGGGAGCGGAGUCUGAGCACCGUUCUUCCUACCAACAUGUCCUGUUGUAAAUAGAGCACUCAUGUUUGCCAGGCCUUCCCAGGGGCUGGGAUUGCUGGUGGUGGGUGGAAGGGGCUCUGUGUACCCCAAGGGCGAGGAGAGAACGCACUUGGCAUUUCUGUACGAUGUUGGGAUGUACAGACUGUCCUUUGUGCUUCUGGGAUGUGCCUCUCUGCGCAUGUGCCAGGCCCUGGGACGGGGGCACUGCUGAUUCUGUGUGCUCUGCCCACUGCCCCCACUUUGCGUCUCUGGGAUGCACAGAGAUGGGGCCUUGUCAUGUAAAUGCCACAGAUUCUCCUGGUGUUGACUCCUGCUACGUUGUCAUAAUCAUUAAACCGAUUUCCUUAUGUUACAACAUCA